AUAAUUUAAUUUAACAGAAAAUGUCAAAAAGGCAAAAUAUCUAAAACUUAUGAAUUGAAGUUAAAAAUUGAAGAUGAUCAACGAUCAAAAAGUAAAAUUUCCGAUGCUUUGAAAUUGUAAAAACGGACCAAAACAGGGUUGACUCUGGAGCCAACUUGAACUCAAUCAUAGAACCAAUUUACACUAUUAAAUCCAAUUUGUCGAUAGGCACUUAAGUAAUAAAUUGAUAUUGGCAUUUAGGAUCAAUUCAAUGAUUAAUUAUUGUCCUCAUGACAGAGAUAUAAGUAUAUCUAAAUAAAUUUAUUGCAGACAAGUUAGUUUAUUAUCGGUUCUAUGUACCAAAUAUUGAUUGUAAUUCAAUUAUGAUUAAGAUCUAUUCUUUGUUCCAUUUAUUUAAGAAGUCGUAAAUCUCAAUUAUCGCAUUUAUAUUUUGUCCUCGGAUGCUCAAUACAAAAAGCCAAUGUGUUUACAUUCCAUGUUUUUUGAAUUCCACAAUCAGAACCAAAACAUAUUUCUCCAUGAAGUGUGAACUAAAUAGCCCAAUAUAUUUACUAAUGUCUGUAAUACUUUUAACUGCAAUGCCUUUCGUGCUUCUUCAUUUCAUUUAUGGAAGUGCGGUUACUGAUGACGCUCAAUUAACAAUUUCAACAGGAUCAUUAAAAGGGAAAGUGGUUACAUUUCGAGGCAUUAAAGUAUACCAAUUUCUUGGCAUACCUUUUGCUGAGCCUCCGAUUGGAGAUUUACGUUUUAAAAAGCCAUUACCAGUGAAGUCAUGGAAUAAAUUGUUGAAUGUUGAUCGAUGGGGCCCUCAUUGCCCUCAAAUUAAUUUUCAAUGGUCAGAAGAUUGUCUUUAUUUGAAUGUUUUCACCAGCUUUUCGGCUUUAAAUGUGGCUAAGAACAUCGAAAGCACAAAUCAAAGUCGAUCUGUUAUGGUUUGGUUUUAUGGAGGUGCUUUCAUUAGCGGAUCAGCGAAUAUGCCAGAUCUUUAUGAUGGAACAAUGUUAGCUGCUUUAAAUGAUGUGAUCAUUGUUACUGUUAAUUAUCGUAUUGGUCCACUUGGUUUCUUGUAUCUUCCUGAAUACGGUAUUCCUGGAAAUAUGGGUUUAUGGGACCAACAAUUGGCUUUACAAUGGGUUCAAGAUAAUAUCCAAUAUUUUGAUGGUGAUCCAGGAAAAGUGACCAUAUUUGGUGAAAGUGCAGGAUCUCGUUCAGUAUCAGCUCACAUGGUAUCACCUCAAUUAGUAGGUUUAUUCAACAAAGCAAUCAUGCAAAGUGGAGUCCUCUCUGAUUCUAACAAUACACUAACACGACAUGCAAGUUCAUUGGUUUUCCUUGAUAAACUCAACUGUUCUCAAUCCACAGCAACAGAUGUACAGUCUUGUUUAGCAGCUUAUAAAUUUGGAGUAGUUAGCGAAGCUGAUUCAGUUUCAGUUGGAGUAGUUGUUGGCGAUGAAUUUAUUCCAGAUUCAAUUGAAACAGCCAUAUCUAAACAAAAGCUUGAUCCCAAUAUAAACAUCUUAUUGGGAACCGUUGGGUACGAAGGAGCAUUCUCGUUGGCCUCUACCAUCGAUCCUCAAAUGUUUGAUCCUAUUAAUCCUCUAAAUUUGACUGCAUUGGAUGUUAGGAAUAUCCUGAGAAAAUGGUUCAAACAAUUCUCAACGGACAGUUUAAUGCAAAUUUAUUUCGCUGAUGUUGAUCCAAACGAUUCCGAUAAACUUCGCCAAAUAUUAUCCAAGGCUGUCGGAGAUGUGCAAAUUGCUUGUCCAGCUUACUCAUUAGGUCGUAAGCUUGUUAAAGACAACAAACAAUCAGCUGUUUACGCUUAUUAUCAAAGUCAAAAAUCAAUUACUAAACCAAUCUAUCUUUUCCCAUCCGGAAGCACAUGGUUCCCUGCUACUCAUACUAAUGAUCUUCCCUUCGUCUUUGGCUAUCCAUUUGCUGUGAAUGAAACAUACGACAAAGAAGAAGUAAUUUUAUCUUCAAUUAUGAUGCAGACUUGGACCAAUUUUGCAAAACAUGGUAAACCAGGAUUCAUCGGUCAAACUGAAUGGAAAUCAUGGAGUCAAGGCGACUCUGGUAGUUUCCAAUACCCAACAAUGGAAUUGAACUCGAUAAACAUGGGCAACAUUGAAACAACACCAGUUGACUUUUGUUUCACAAAUUGGCCAUUUCCAGCUUACGAUGACAGUUAACGUAAAGAUCACCUAAAUGAUGUAAAAUCAACUAAAUUUACUAUUAACGAAAAUCAGUGGCGAACCAAAACCAAAUAAAAACGCUAUUGAAAAAAACAGAAAAUUAAAACAAAUUAA
This is a messenger RNA of Tetranychus urticae (two-spotted spider mite), 2309 nucleotides long. Its product is annotated as acetylcholinesterase 4-like. Gene Ontology annotation, biological process: acetylcholine catabolic process; choline metabolic process. Lineage: Eukaryota; Metazoa; Arthropoda; Arachnida; Trombidiformes; Tetranychidae. Gene Ontology annotation, molecular function: acetylcholinesterase activity. Gene Ontology annotation, cellular component: plasma membrane. The record is from RefSeq and is a predicted model, not a curated record.